GCGGAUCUGACCAGCCAAGGUGUGCGCGCCUCACCUGGAGGGAGGGGGGCAGGUCACCAGGUGUCACAGGCGCACACAGAUUACCUUCACGCACUUAACAUGAUCCAGAUUGAGACGUGCCCUGCGGAGACUCCUGAAGGUGCAGCAUGGCGCUGGUGGUUUGCUGAGCCCUUCAAGAUGCAAGGCCGCCAGAUGCUGCUGUUUUGCUCCUCCUUGCUGUGGUCCACGUCACCCCUUCCGCUGCAAAACAGAGGCUGAGGACGCGCGCCUUCCCCCUCCUCCCUCUCCCAUUCUCCCGCCACCCGCACCUGUGAACGAAGAUCGACUGAGGCGGCGACGUGGAAGCUCACCUAGGAAGUGUCACUUACUUGCCACGAAGAAUUUAGAAUGGUGUACCUUCACCUUCAGCUGGUUCUCGUCGCCCUGAUCUCCUUAGCCACAGCCCGUGACCGGUGGGUAUGGAGUGGGCAACGCAGCGGCCGUCACCUGGUGAGGGUCUUCAAUCCCUUCUUCCCUCCGCCAUUUCUCCGUCCCGCAUUACUCCCUCCAUUGGGCUCAGAGGAAGCUUCCUUGAGGCAAACAAGAAAGCCGAAGGUGGUUGAAGUCCCUGAUGCGGCAGAGGAGGUUAUAUCAGUCCCCUCAAGACCCACAGCACGAGGAGUGACCCAGGACACCCUUGUGGUGCAGCCGCUUCCGCUUGACAUUUCCAAACUCCCUCUUGAAACCUCGGGGUCAGAUGGCUUCCAGGAGGUGUUCGCCCCGCACCCUGCAGCCGCCCUAAGAUCUAGCGAGCACCAUCUGGCACUCACACUCCCCGGAGAGGACCAUCUGACCACCUUCCAGCAGGACACUGCCACGCCUUCCCUUCAGACUAAGACGGGGCACGUGGAGGCGCUUGUGGCCACGCCGGAUAUCUCCCAGCUGCCUCUGCAGUCACCCUCGUUCUCGUCUUUAUUCGAGACCUCCAGUUUCUCAGACGCGGGGCCGGCAGCUCCAGGAGACGAGACGCCCUCGCCCUCCAGGGACGCGGUGGUGUUCCCUGUCAAGAUCCUUGAGGAAGGCGCAGCGCAGAGGACAGUCCCGCCCCCAAGCUCCACCCCAGUCCCCACACGCAUCUUCCUGAAAGGUUUCAGCGCCCUAGAAGACACGCCCUUCCCUAGGAGUGACCGCCUGGAGGAGAAGCGCAUUCUGAAGAUUCUCGAGGCACUUCAGAAGGAAUCCCUCGCGUCGCAGAAUUCAAGGAACAUUAGAAUAGCUAUCCAGAACCUGCAACGGUUAGCUGAGGAUCUCAACACUGUAAAUGACGAGGAUCGAGUAGUCUUUCCGAGGCUUAUAGCUUCUGAUAGUGUAGGUUCUGAGUCCCGCCAUGAGGCUUUGCAGGUGAUCGAGCCUCCGCGGUUUGGCAGUGUCAGGAAGGACACAAAACCACUUGUCUUUGCAUUCCCUGUAUUGCAUCCACAGACCUCAUCCCCUAUACUUGACACACACAGGCCGGAGGGUGCGCUGGCCAAAAGGCUGGACACGGAGGCAGGAGGUCCCUUGACGGUGGUAUUUAAGGAACCCAAGGCUAUCAGGGAGGGGAGAAAGGUGCCUCCUUAUGCGUGGCUGUGGCCUGGGGAGACUCCAGCCAUUGCAGUUUCCAAGGCCUUCCACCAGCCUUCCUCUCAUGCCCUCUGACACACACACACACACACACACACACACACAUAGACACUCAUACACACACAGACUCACACACACACACAUACUCGUACAUCGUACAUACACGAACGCACACAGACACACAAAAAAUCAUGUCAUAUAAAAGUAGUUCUCAGUUCUCACCGGCUGCCCUUUCAGAGGCUUAAGCUGUAAAUUAGGUUUAGCUGAUUUUCCGGGUACCUUCCUGAUCUCCGCGAGCGUAUCUGUAGCCGUAGUAUUACCGUACUAACAUGUCCACUGGCGGUGUUCUUUUAAUUUAUUAUAUAACUGUAGUACUAGUUCACGUAGCGUUUUCUGUAGGUGUAGCUCAUUCACCAUUGUACUGUUGCAUUUUGCUGUUAAGUUUCUGUAAGAGUCCCGUGUGUCCUUCCCUCGUCUCGCUGUUCCGCUCAUUGCUGUUCGGUUCGUCGUCGUUUCGGUUUUCUUUCCAUUGCUUCUUUUUAAUAUUUUUUUUUACCCGGGGCGUGGCGUCAGCGUGACCUUCAGCCGCCCUCCUGCUCCGUGUCAGCGUUCGGCAUCUGCCUCGUAUUUUAUUUUCUUCUUCAGUGUUGAAGUAUUUUUCAAAUUUUACUUGAAUUAAUAUGAAAAGAAAACAGAGAGGACGGCAAUAUUGCUUAGUGUCAUUAUUUGUAAGAGUAACAGAUAGAAUGGACAUAAGAGACAUAAAUGUUAUAUGUUAUAAUUACAAAUAAUAUGUGUUCAGUUGGAAAUCCUCAAUAUUGUCUGAGGAUUUUUGUGAAUCAAAUAAUUCUCUCGUAUGCUCUAGAAUAAAUGAAUAUAUAUAUAUAUAUAUAUAUAUAU
Molecule: messenger RNA, 2502 nt
Organism: Scylla paramamosain (green mud crab)
Lineage: Eukaryota; Metazoa; Arthropoda; Malacostraca; Decapoda; Portunidae
Exons: 9
Coding region: 388-1677 (429 amino acids)
Source: RefSeq, a predicted model, not a curated record